Molecule: messenger RNA, 2535 nt
Organism: Chara braunii
Lineage: Eukaryota; Viridiplantae; Streptophyta; Charophyceae; Charales; Characeae
Source: the annotation of a GenBank genome assembly
GGAAUUUCUAAUCUAGUCGCGUGGGGGCUUAAAACAGUGGCGAGUGCCUUUCGAGCUGGCGGAGCGAGCGAGCGAUUGGUUGGUCGAUCGAUCAAUCGACAUCUCGAGCAAAGCCUACGAGAGUCGUCCCUGAGGCAGACAGCGCUGCCAAGGCCGAGUCUUUCCUUUGUCUACGCUCUGUGCCCCCAAAGGAGAAGACUCCGAACGCUAUGGCGUCCACAGCUGCUGCUGCGCAGGUCGCCGUGCCAUCGUGCACGGGCCUGAGGGUAUCCUCGUCUUCCGCGAAGGUGUCGUCGGCGAAAUCGACGGCCGUCUCCGUCAAGUCGGUCGCUCCGCGAGCGUCGCUGGAGGCGGCGAAGAAGGUGGCCGGGAAUGCGCUGGUGGCCACAGGCGCCAGCUUGCUUCUGGCUUUCGGCGCGCACGCUGACACUGUCAUUUCCAUGGGAACUGCUGAUGGGCAACUGUUGUUUGAUCCUGCCGCAGUGACGGUGGCUGCAGGUGAGAAGAUCACGUUCAAAAACGUAGGCGGCUUUCCCCACAACAUCGUGUUCGAUGAGGGCCCUGGUAAUGUGGACGCGCUCAGCCACGAUGAUCUCUUCAACGCGGCAGGCGAAGAAUACUCCAUCACGCUCACGGAGAAGGGAAACUAUGAGUACUACUGCGAACCUCACUCCGGCGUCAUGAGGGGUAAGAUCACCGUCAGCUAGAGAGAGAGAGAGAGAGAGAGAGAGAGAGAGAGAGAGAGAGAGAGAGAGAGAGAGAGAGAGAGAGNGAGAGAGAGAGAGAGAGAGAGAGAGAGAGAGAGAGAGAGAGAGAGAGAGAGAGAGAGAGAGAGAGACAUAUAUAAUGGAAGGGUAGACGGAGAGGGAGACAGGGAGUUAGGUAGAUAGGUAGAGUGAGUAGAUAUAUAAUAUGUAUAUUUAGUUCGUGUUUGUGUGUCGUCAUAUGAUAUUCGCUAUGCACAAACUCCACAAAGAAAAGCAUUACUGUGCUAGACUGUUGCCACGCACAGAGAGAGAGAGAGAGAGAGAGAGAGAGAGAGAGAGGGUUGGCGGUUGGAUGGUUGUCCAGAGUGUCUUGGGCUUGGAAUACACGUCUCGCGGUCUCCUUUUGAAUGCUACGGCAGUCGCGCCUCCAGUAGGCUGCAUGGAGUGUUAGGCUGCGGUCUCCAGGUGAGACUUCCUCCCCAUUUUCGUUGUCGUUUGGGCGCUACCCGUCUUCGGCCGCGAUGGGAUCUUUAUCCAUGAACAGCGGACGGGGCUGAAAUAAGAAGGUCGAAUGGCGAGAGAGCCGUGGCGGAAAGCAGAACUUUGAAGGUCAGGAAAAGGGGAGCGGAACAAAGGAGAGGGAAAAGGAGGAGCAAGCGCGUAUGCAUGCAUGCAUGCAAGCCCGCCGGAGCUCGUUGCGUGCGAGAGAGAAUCAUUGUGUAAUGUUACAUAUUAGCCUCCUGAUCUUGACGAGUCAGCGAAAGUCACCUCCGAUCAAUUCCACCUGUUUGUCCCAGCCACCAUUUGUGCUUGCUGCAUUGCGGCAUGCUAUACAGUAUAUAUCGUGGUGACCGUCUUGCAUUCUGGGCUUCAUGGGUUUCUCUUUCCUUGUUGCUAUUUACAGGCCUUCUUCUUCCUCCUCCUCUUCUUCUUCUUCUUCUUCUUCUUCUUCUUCUUCUUCUUCUUCUUCUUCGUCGUCGUCGUCGUCGUCGUCGUCGUCGUCGUCCUCCUCCGCCUCCUCUUCGUCUACUUCUUCUUCUUCUUCGUGGCCCUGUUAAAUUACGGUACCUGUCUUAAAUGAUAUUCAAUUUGUGGUUUUGCGCACUCUCCGACAGAACGAAAACGAGUAGUAAAGAAUGGAGAGCUAAACAAGUGGGGGGAAAAAAGAAAGGUACAGUAAUUGGGAAUCCGUCAAACUAUAGAAAGAAACAGAGGAGAUUAGCGUGACCCUUGCGAAGUGAGCACAAAGCAAAUAAGGCAAUCAUUUAUGUGCAAUUCAAAACAAAACGGGGACGACAUGUGGCGGAGACAGAUUUAUGCCGACUGUGUGAGUGUGGAUUGCAUAUUUCCUACCGCUGUGAUUGUGUGUCCACUGCGGGCUCUUUUGGCUGCUGAGGGCGUCGUGAGUGACCUGACAGUCUGUGCAGUCAGACGUCUGCGGUGGGGGUGGAUACUUACAGAGCCUCGCUCCACUAGUGUCCACUGUACGACUUUUUUAUUAUUAUUAUUUUUCUUUAAUUUGGUAAGGUUAGCAUUUAUUCCAGCGGCCUAUAGAAUUUGAGAAAUCUGAAUUUGAUCUAAAUAACCUUUGACAGCCGCAAAAUUAACAACAACUUGCUCAGGCACGCAAGCGGCAUUCAGGAGGUCUUGGGGGGUUCAAUCCCCAUUGGCCGCAUGUACCUUCCUGGGGAAACUUGGCGCCUGCCACCGCGAGAUGCCGUUGGCCCCCCCGAGUGGCAUUGAGCAGAGACCGUAGCGGGAGGGGACCGGAGGGGAGGCACAGUGACUGGGCCAUAGAAACAAGCUCGGUCCUGAUGCUACCGGCUGA